Darwinula stevensoni is the source of this 585-nucleotide messenger RNA. The record is from the annotation of a GenBank genome assembly. NCBI's taxonomy places the organism in Eukaryota, Metazoa, Arthropoda, Ostracoda, Podocopida, Darwinulidae.
AUGGAGCGUGAAUCAGCGAUGGGGAAUUCAUUCAGGGCCCACUUCAACGACUAUCUCGGCAGCAACGUGACGCACGUCGCCAACGCCUACUCCCGAUCCAAAGACGAGAGGCUCUGGCUCUGUUACCAGACGGAGGAGCUGGAACUGAAGGCCUUGCAGCUGGAACUGAAGGCCUUGCAGAUCUCGGCCGCUGCGAGCGGGGAACCCAUCCUAAAAGCCGAUUGGCAGAAGUCGACCAAGAGCAGCUGGCAGUCGAUUGCGUACCGCGAUUUCGUUAAGAUCCGCAGGAACAACGCGUUCUGUUACCUAACGGUCGUUACUCACGAUAACAAAUUGUUGUUCCAGAAUCAUGAAGUCGAUGCGAAUCGCUCCAUCAUCAUCGACAGCAACGGAACCAUCAAACCCCAAAAGUAUGGGGGGCCGAUUUGGGAGGAUGAAGGGGGAAAAAACCACUAUCCUAAGUGAUUGCAAGAAAUUGCCCAAUCAGGCAAUUUAUUGCCAGAAAUUACCCAAUCAGGCAAUUGAUUGCUAGGCGAACCGUAAAACGAACGGAGAAUUUGGCAUUCAAUGAAAGGCAUUUCGGAC